Messenger RNA from Acipenser ruthenus (sterlet), 1372 nucleotides. RefSeq names its product dehydrogenase/reductase SDR family member 7-like. NCBI's taxonomy places the organism in Eukaryota, Metazoa, Chordata, Actinopteri, Acipenseriformes, Acipenseridae. The transcript has 9 exons. Gene Ontology annotation, molecular function: oxidoreductase activity. The record is from RefSeq and is a predicted model, not a curated record. Bases 264 to 1271 code for a protein of 335 amino acids.
UAUACAUUUUUUAUCACAUACCCAAUUCUGUUGCCUGUGAUUGGGAACUAAGAAAAAAAAGGCAAAGCUGUAGUUGAAAGGCGUAUGGUACUCUUAAUUGAAGCAUACAUUCGCUUCCUGACACACCAACACGGACAGAACAGAGAAGCCGAUUUCUGUUGCUGACGCGGAAUACUUCCAUAUACUUCCGGGUUGCUGCACUGUCGUGCAGAAUAUCUUUCAGACUAGACGCACAAGAAUAUCAGAAUUCAAGGCUUGAUUAGAUGGAGUUGGAUCUCAUCUCCGUGCUGUGGUAUAUUAUUUUGAUUUACGUCAUCGUUCAGCUGGUGCGGUUCAUCAGGGCUGAUGCAGACCUCACAUUGCUUUGGGCAGAGUCUUUCGGAAACAAGCCCGACAAGCUGUGUGGCAAAGUCGUGUGGAUUACCGGGGCGUCCAGCGGAAUAGGGGAGGAGCUGGCUUAUCAGCUGGCAAAAACCGGAGCUUCGCUCAUUCUGUCUGCAAGAAGAGAGAACGAGCUUCACAGAGUAAAGCAGAACUGCAUUGAGCAGAGCAGGUUACAAGAAAAGGAUAUUCUUGUUCUUCCACUUGACUUGACCGCAAGGGGCUCCCAUGAAGCAAUAACAAAAACGGCCAUUGAGCACUUUGGAAAAAUCGAUAUCUUGUUGAAUAACGGUGGCCGUUCCCAGCGAUCCCUGUGCUUGGAAACUGACCUCGAUGUUUACCAGGCUUUAAUGGAACUCAACUACCUGGGGACAGUCUCACUGGUAAAGUGUGUGCUGCCUCAUCUGGUGGAGAGGAAGAGAGGGCAGAUUGUGACCAUCAGCAGCGUGGCCGGGUUGGCUGGAGUCCCUCUUGCUUCGGGGUAUUCCGCUAGUAAACAUGCCCUGCAGGGAUUUUUCAACUCUCUCAGGUCUGAGCUGGCGGAUUUUCCAGAAAUCACAAUCAGCAGUGUUUGUCCAGGUCCUGUCCAGUCACAGAUUUUAAAAAAUGCUUUCACAGGAGACUUGGGAAAGGCUGUGAAUUCUGACGCAGAUCAGUCUCACAAGAUGUCUACGUCACGCUGCGUCCGCCUCAUUCUGGUUGGGAUGGCUAACAAUGUGAAGGAGAUGUGGAUAUCGGAACAACCUUUCCUGCUAUUCAACUACAUGUGGCAGUAUACACCGACUUGGGCCUGGUGGAUCACAGAUCUAUUCGGGAAAAGAAGAGUGAAAAACUUCAAAGCUGGAAUGGACGCUGACUUCUCCUAUUUCACAAAGGCAAAGACUUCCUGAAGCUGCUUUGUACAGACUUUUCUCUUGCGAAAUUCAGCCAAACUAAACUGUUGUGCUUCGUGAUCAUGAAAAGUUUCAAUAAAGUGUUGAGUAACUUUCAA